Messenger RNA from Biomphalaria glabrata, 3352 nucleotides. Its product is annotated as dye-decolorizing peroxidase YfeX-like. The record is from RefSeq and is a predicted model, not a curated record. Gene Ontology annotation, molecular function: peroxidase activity; heme binding. Gene Ontology annotation, cellular component: cytosol. NCBI's taxonomy places the organism in Eukaryota, Metazoa, Mollusca, Gastropoda, Planorbidae. The transcript is spliced from 8 exons. The coding region runs from base 1353 to 2345 and encodes 330 amino acids.
AGUAGAACAUGGUUAGUUGUAAGGUAGCCUUGCCGGCGUAUGCCCAUACCUUGUAUACGUUGUGAAGGCACCUUUGCUGGAAGAAUUUGAGGAGCCUAUUAGAUGCUUUCUAUAGAGCACCUGUGUCUCAGAGCAAAAGUGUGUUAAGAUCCACUAGCUGUUUUAUAAACAUUGAUUUUAGUUGGUAGGCAAAGAUACCAUUCUACCAUACUCUCAAUUGGAGGUGACCAAAAGCACUGUUGGCCUUAGAAAGACAGUUGUCGAUUUCUUUAAAUAGUGAUGCAUUGUUUGACACUGUGCUUCCCAUGUACAUGAUCUGGUUGACAACAACAUUCACAUUGAUUUGUGGAGCUGAGUUGGUUCCAUUUAGGGUCUUCUGGACGUUUUUUAAAGUUGAUAGACCAAACAAGGCAGCAGCCUCAGUGAAUUCAGUGACGACAAUUUGAAGCUUUUACUCGGUGUGGGCAUGAAGGACACAAUCAUCUACAUAAAGAAGCUCAGUAGCAAUCAUUUCUUUAAUUUUAGUUUGGGGGAGUAAGUGUCCUAAGUUAAAUAUGUUGCCCCAUUUUAGUUUGGGGGAGUAAGCGCUGUAAGUUAAAUAUGCUGCCGUUGAUGCAGACCUUGAUGAUGAUGGUCUUGUGCAGGCAUCGCCACAUUUUAUUUAGCAUUACUCCAAAGAAUAAUGCGAAGAAUGUUGGGGCCAGGAUACACCUGCUUAACAACAUUAUCUUUAGAGAAUUGAUCUGAAAAGUCACCAUUGUAGGCCUAACUUAUUGAGCUUUUUGACCCUCAUGCAGUUGUUUGAGAGUAGCGAUAAAUCUUGGAGGGCAUCCAAGCUGAGAUGAAAAUCCUCCACAAGUCAUUGUAACUAACUUUGUCAAAAGCUUUGGUGAGAUCAAUGAAGGUAGCAUAGAUGUCCUGGUUCUGUUUCCUGCAUUUUUCCUGCACUUUCUGCCAGCCUGACAACCACAUUGACUUUCAGAUAUCACAUUGCUUAUUAUGGAGUUGGUCAGUCAGUCGAGGAGUAGCCUGGCAAGGAUUUUUCCUGCCACUGGCAGUAAAGUUAUGCUAUGCCGGGCUUUGGUAAUUAGAUCAGUCAGAUGUUGCCCUGUUAUAGAUUAUAGACUAUAUUCACUACAUUAUUUAAAUAUAAGUCUAAAUUGAAACCUAGUUAUAGUCAGUGCAACUAUAAAUGUAGGCUAGAUUCUAGUCCUAGUCUGACAUAUCUAGAUUUAGUCAUAGUAUACUAAUAGUCAUUAGAUCUAGAUCUAUUAUAGCUGACAGGUCAUCUCUAGCUCUAGUCAACUCUAUUGCUUCUUGGAAAAAAUAGAUCAUAUAGAUUCUAAAUCUAAAUGGCUUCCAUAAGGACAUUGAAAUACCUUAAUGUUGUUCAGUCACAUCUCACCAAAAGCUUUUCUAAAAAAGCUUUCAUAAGGCAGCUGAACACAAGCUCAAGGCCUACAGCAAGCCAGAAAGGUGGUGCUAUAAUUCUAGGUUCAGCAUUAGCAGGCUUCACAGCUUAUGGCAUUUUCAAAAAGUUGCAGGGACAAACUGUCCUGGAUGAGAAAUUUAAGAUUGUGGAUUCUGUUUUAAAUCAUGCUACUGUCAAAGCUGCUACCCCUCCAGCAAGUCAACCAUCAGUUGCAGGAAAGACUCGUAAAAAUUUUGUCUAUCCAUAUCGAAAAGGCAAUCUUGGAGAUAUGCCAAGCUCAGGUGGUGACAUCUUUGUUCAUGCCAAGUCAAAUCAAAUCAGCAAGCUGUUUGAACUCAGCCAACUAUUUAUCAAUAGUUUGCCUAAAGACAGUGUCGAAAGUUUUGAGGAUAUUUAUAGCUUUGUUUAUCAAAUUCAAAGAGAUCUUUCUGGAUUUAUUGAUGGCACUGAAAAUCGUGUCGAUGAUGAGGGUAGGCAGCUUAUUGCUGUUGAAAAAGAAACAGGGGGAAGUUAUGUGAUUACUCAGAAAUGGAUUCACAACUUUAAUGUUAUCAAUACUGAAAAAACCAAAAUAUUAGAAAAUUGGGUUGGAAGAGAACGAAGUGAUAGUACAGAACUUCCCAGAAAGCCUAUUACUUCCCAUGUUGCAAGGAUGACUGGAGGAAAUGCUUUUCAACAGCCCAAGGCCUAUGAAAUAGUCCGCCAAUCAAUGCCUUUUGGCACAGUCAGCAAGGAGGCUGGCCUGUUUUUUAUUGGCUAUGCAGCUGACCCAAAGAAUUUUGAGUUCAUGCUGGACAGGAUGGUUGGCGCAGGGGGAGACUCACAGUGUGAUGACAUCAUGAAGCUGUCAACUAAUGUGAAGGGAACUUAUUGGUAUUUCCCAGGGCAGAGUGAGCUCAAUAAAUUGGCUUAAGAGUUUACUUUCUUCUAGGAACUAUCAGCAGAUUAAUUAGGAAAAAUAAAGCAUUUCGUGUGUUUUAAAUAUGCAUAACUGUAAUCUCAUUUUAGAAAAUUUUGUUGGAUUUCUUGUUAUUCUUCACUCUCAAUUGGUUUGAUCCUUUUUUAAAUACUCCAAGUAAUUUUAUUGUAGAUAUAUGACUUUAUACAUGUCAUUAUUGAUACAAGUAGAUUUAAGUCAAACAGUAAUCUCAAAAUAAAUCUAUUUUUUUAAUCAAGCAUUUGUGAUGUAAAAGUACAAUUGUAUGUAGUCUAGGUACAAAUUUAGAAUAUUCCACAUGACUUACAUAGGCAUGUUCUCUUCUCCUAUUACCUUUUUCAAGUAUUAUGUUGAGAGAGGGCAUACAAUAUUGCGACUGAUAAGUUUGAUAGAAUAAGUUUGAAAAGAAUGCUCAUUUGCACAAGAAAAAUUUUGUAACUCUAAACUGCUAUAGGGCAUUAGUGUUGGGGCUAGCUAUUCCUGGCCAUUGGAGAUGCUAAUUUAUGAACUUUUUUCAAAACACAUUGUCUGUUUUUUGUUUCCUUUUCUUGUAAUGCAAAAUUAAUUGUUUUUCAAUUUAUGUAAUCAGAAAUUCUGAGUGUUGAUCACAAACUUUUUUGAAUAUUUUAUAGUUAUCAAACUAGAUAAUUUAUUUACCUUUGUUUUAUUUUUCUUGAUUUACUGUGAGGAAUAUUUUUUCUACUUGUUCUUUAAUGUAAUGUGCCUCCAAAUAUUAUUACUGCUUUUAUUGUUGAUGUUUCUAAACUAUAUCUAUACAUUUCUAUUCAUUUGACUUUAUUACCAUUGUAACUUCAGAUUCCAUUCCAUCCUUUUGUUUGGAUUUCUAACAAAGAGUUUAUGAACAAUGUUACAUUUUUUCAACUAUCAAAUUAGAAAUCAAGAAUUUGUUUUUCAUGAAUAUAUUAUGAUUUUAUUAUAAAGUGUAUUGCUUUUUACAAAUAAAUAGAAUUAUAUUUACACUA